AUGGCGCCGGAAACUAGCAAGCUGGAUGUACCAGCUCGCCUCAAGGAUGUUGAACUCAUCGAGCGCGUGCUCCGCCCUAAGAUCGCCGGCGAGGCACUGGACGACGAUGUGGCUCAUCUCUUCCACUACGCCGACCUCUACUCCGCCACCCCAGAGGAGCUAGUGGUUGACCACCCGCGGGGACCGCGUAACAACUGGUAUUUCCUUAGCCACGAGCACUACCGCGGCGGGAGGAAACUGUUGCGCCGGCAUCACCAUGGUGGCUGGUGGAGACCGUGCACGCGCAUGGAGGUGGUGGGAGACAACGGCCUCGUCGGAUACCGCAGGUAUAACUUCUACAUGGUGAACAAGGUCAAGACGAAGUGGGUGAUGAUCGAGUACAGCGUUCCCCAAGAUCAACAAGAAGAGGGCGAGGAGAUGGUCCUGUGCAAGAUGCGCAAAUACGGUCGACACUCGAGACGCGUGCGAGCAAGAACCGUCUAA
Molecule: messenger RNA, 483 nt
Organism: Lolium perenne
Lineage: Eukaryota; Viridiplantae; Streptophyta; Magnoliopsida; Poales; Poaceae
Product: NAC domain-containing protein 76-like
Biological process (GO): regulation of DNA-templated transcription
Molecular function (GO): DNA binding
Source: RefSeq, a predicted model, not a curated record